UGACCAAAGCAUUAUGAAUGCAGAAAAAAAACAGGAAAUGUUAAAAGAGUUGAAAGAGCGAAUAGGAAAGAAGACAGGUGUGCCAUUCACCGUUGCUGUUAUUGGGGCACCUGGGGCUGGAAAGUCCUCCUUCAUUAACACCAUGAUCACAAGCAUAACUGGAAACUACCGGCAAUGGACAAAGACGGGAAAUUUUGGAGAAUUUGAUCAAACAGUUACGCAUUGUCCAACUUGGAUACCAAGGGAAAGGUAUUUGUCCCACCAAUCACUUGAGGAGUAUAAUUUUCCACACUUUUUGGACAUAGCUGGAAUUCAGGAUACUGAUGAUGAAAUCACAGGCCAGGUACUAAGGCUUCUCUUAUAUGGGAGAAUUCCGUCUGAUGUGCCUCUUAAAGACCUCGCAGAAGAUAUCAGACAACGUGGAACGUGGCUUAUAGAAAAAAGGUAUCCAGAAACACCAGAGUGCAAAAAGGUCGACAGGAUUAUUUUUGUAGCCUCUGCAGCAAAUUCAAAUUUACCUUUAAAGCUCAUGCAAGCUGUAUCAAAAGUACUUCGGAAAAAAAGAGAUAUUCCAAUUUUUGGUGUAUUAACGAUGAAAGAUCAAAAGAAACAAACAGAACAACAAAACUUUGAAGAGUUUGAGACGCUCUUUAAAAGAACGCUUGGAUUGUCUCAUUUGAAUUAUCUUCACUGCACAAAUUACUGCGAUGAUAACGUAAAUGAAAUACGUGAAAGAAUAAGAACACAUUAUCCUGAAUUAGACAUGCCUGUCUUGAAGUUCCUGAUACAGGUUUUGGAUCCUGCGUUGGAGUGUACUGAUUUCAACCGCAGUGCUCGAUUUUCAAAGACAAGAUUGAUCGAAUGGUGGUACGAAUUUGCUGCCACAACAAGAGGAAUUAACAAUUUUCAUUUGCUUCUUAUUAUUUUUGUAACUUCGCUAAUCGCCGCUACUCUUGCACACUUGUUAUUCCGUGCAUAGGAAAAAAAUGCAAAUGUAUAGCUAUGAUCAUUUCUGUGUCGUUUUUCUAAAAUUUUAAAUUGGAUUCAGACAAUUUACCGUAAAUUAGCAUGAAAUUGACUAAAUUUUGUGUCUAAACUUGCUUAUCCUUUUUGGUAAUAUUAUUUCUAAUAAAAACA
Messenger RNA from Saccostrea cuccullata (small rock oyster), 1137 nucleotides. RefSeq lists its product as uncharacterized. The transcript is spliced from 5 exons. The record is from RefSeq and is a predicted model, not a curated record. Lineage: Eukaryota; Metazoa; Mollusca; Bivalvia; Ostreida; Ostreidae. Gene Ontology annotation, molecular function: GTP binding. The coding region runs from base 14 to 979 and encodes 321 amino acids.